Molecule: messenger RNA, 966 nt
Organism: Patiria miniata (bat star)
Lineage: Eukaryota; Metazoa; Echinodermata; Asteroidea; Valvatida; Asterinidae
Product: synaptophysin-like
Exons: 6
Coding region: 108-857 (249 amino acids)
Cellular component (GO): synaptic vesicle membrane; synaptic vesicle
Source: RefSeq, a predicted model, not a curated record
UAAAACAUAUUGUAGAGGGGCCAGUCUAAUUUUCACCGCGUCAAAAAGGCACUGGGCAGUCCGUGCAGACGACAUUUGAAGGUAAAAGAUAUCCUUGCUUGAUUGCCAUGGAUCCCGUUCAGCCUAACCCCGACCCCACAGGCCAAAGUCAGAACAAGACGGAGGAUCCAUUCCGGUUUAGAGUGCUGUUGGAACCCAAAGGAUUCCUCAGGAUUAUUGAAUUUGUGUUAGCUGUGCUUACAUUUGCUACCACAGCAGGUUACCAGAGCAGCGUUAUAUACAAAAUCACCUGCUCGGGCAAUUACGUCUUUGAUUUGAAAUACAACUUUAGUUACCCAUUCAAUUUGCUCAAGUUUGGAGACGCGUGCGCGCCGGUCAAUUCAACGGUCGAUGCCUACCCGGGUGGGAAAGCAUCGUUCUUCGUAGCCAUUGGUGUCCUGGCCAUGCUGUACUGCAUCGUGACCCUGAUCUGGUACGUCUUCUUGGAGGUUAAGUUCAUCAAGUUGGACCUCGUCCCCGCCGCGGACUUGGUCCUGACUGCAGCCUUUGCGUUGUUUUUCUUCCUGGCAUCUUGUGCCUGGGCCUCUGGCGUCGAUACCGUCAAGUACUGGACGACCUACGAGAACUUCAUUGAAAAGUUCUACAAAAGUAUCUGCAACAAUCCUAUGAACAAAUGCGUUGGAGUGACUCCCGCCAACUAUGCUUCCUUAAACGCCUCCAUUAUCUUUGGCUUCUUGAACUUCUUGGUCUGGUUGGGCAACUGCUGGUUUGUCUUAAAGGAGACGGUCUGGUUCAAGAACAGGCAGGAGCAACAACAGCAGGAAAGUCCCGAGAAGGUUCCUGCCAACGAUGUCUAGAUCUCUGAGGACUGCCCCCUUGCAGUUGCAGUUUUGUAGUCAAGUCCAUCACGUGUCCAUCACAAGUCCAUCAAAACUCCAUUACAAGUCCUUCACAAAUCUUCACAGG